Cygnus atratus (black swan) is the source of this 4263-nucleotide messenger RNA. RefSeq names its product Rho related BTB domain containing 2 (gene RHOBTB2). Gene Ontology annotation, molecular function: GTPase activity; GTP binding; protein binding. The record is from RefSeq and is a predicted model, not a curated record. Bases 262 to 2871 code for a protein of 869 amino acids. NCBI's taxonomy places the organism in Eukaryota, Metazoa, Chordata, Aves, Anseriformes, Anatidae. Gene Ontology annotation, biological process: small GTPase-mediated signal transduction. The transcript is spliced from 10 exons.
CAAUAUUUAAGGCAGGCACCAGGUCCAACCAGUGACUUUUGGCUGGUUUUUUUGUUUGGUUGUUGUUGUUUUUUCUUUUUUCCUGGGAAGCCCAAGGAGGCCGAGCGCUGCCUGCACUUGCUGCAGCCCCGCUGCCACUUCGGUUACUCGGGGGGAGAUGACAACUACAAUACAAAUAUUUCCAGCAGACCAAAUCCAUUCGUCUCCCAAAGCCUUUCAUGCUUGACAAAGCUAAGACACAGAGGCCGCCAAGAGGAAGAGAUGGCCACCCAGGGGAAAAGCAGCCCCGCCGGGAAGAUGACCGCCGUGGCUCGCAGCCUGUCCCAAUUAAUGGAUUCUGACAUGGAUUAUGAGAGGCCAAACGUAGAAACUAUCAAGUGCGUCGUGGUCGGGGACAACGCGGUGGGCAAGACCCGGCUCAUCUGUGCCCGCGCCUGCAACGCCACGCUCACCCAGUACCAGCUCCUCGCCACCCACGUGCCCACGGUGUGGGCCAUCGACCAGUACCGCGUGUGCCAGGAGGUGCUGGAGCGCUCGCGGGAUGUGGUAGAUGAUGUUAGCGUGUCCUUGCGGCUCUGGGACACCUUCGGUGACCACCACAAAGACAGGCGCUUCGCCUAUGGCAGGUCCGACGUGGUGGUUUUGUGCUUCUCCAUCGCGAACCCCAACUCCCUGCACCACGUGAAGACCAUGUGGUACCCGGAGAUCAAGCACUUCUGUCCCCGCGCCCCCGUCAUCCUGGUGGGCUGCCAGCUCGACCUGCGCUACGCCGACCUGGAGGCCGUCAACCGGGCACGGCGCCCCUUGGCCAGGCCCAUCAAACCCAACGAGAUCCUUCCCCCGGAGAAGGGGAGGGAGGUCGCCAAGGAGCUGGGGAUCCCCUACUACGAGACGAGCGUGGUGGCCCAGUUCGGCAUCAAGGACGUCUUCGACAACGCCAUCCGCGCCGCCCUCAUCUCCCGCCGCCACCUGCAGUUCUGGAAGUCCCACCUCCGCAACGUCCAGCGGCCCCUGCUCCAAGCCCCCUUCCUGCCCCCCAAGCCCCCUCCGCCCAUCAUCGUGGUGCCGGACCCCCCGUCCAACAACGAGGAGCGCCCGGCCCACCUCCUGGAGGACCCCCUGUGCGCGGACGUCAUCCUGGUGCUGCAAGAGAAGAUCAAAAUCUACGCACACAAGAUCUACCUCUCCACCUCCUCCUCCAAGUUCUACGACCUGUUCCUCAUGGACCUGAGCGAGGAGGACCAGCAGAGCGCCGCGGGGCACGGCUUCGGGGUCGCCGUCACCGCAGCGGCCGAACGGAUGCUGCACCAAGAGGAGAGGCACCACGGGCGGGAUUUCCUCCUCCGGGCCGCCAGCUUCGAUAUCUGCGAGAGCGCCGAGGAGGCCGGCUCCAGCCAGCGCAAACCGUGCCUUAGAGCCUCCACCAGUGACGGGAUCCUGCGGGGGAAGCGCUACGAGAACGGGGAGCGCGGGCUGAAGCGGGGCCGGGACCUCUCCUCGUGGAGCCGGGCCUUCAUCAGCAUCCAGGAGGAGAUGGCGGAAGACCCGCUGACCUACAAGUCCAAGCUGAUGGUGGUGGUGAAGAUGGACGCUUCCAUCCAGCCGGGUCCUUUCCGGGCCGUGCUGAAGUACCUGUACACCGGGGAGCUGGACGAGAAGGAGCGGGACCUGAUGCACAUCGCGCACAUCGCCGAGCUCCUCGAGGUGUUCGACCUCCGAAUGAUGGUGGCCAACAUCCUCAACAACGAGGCGUUCAUGAACCAGGAGAUCACCAAAGCCUUCCACGUCCGGAGGACCAACCGGGUGAAGGAAUGCCUGGCCAAGGGGACUUUUUCGGAUGUCACCUUCGUGCUGGAUGACGGUGCUAUCAGUGCCCACAAGCCCCUGCUCAUCUCCAGCUGCGACUGGAUGGCCGCGAUGUUCGGCGGCCCCUUCGUGGAGAGCUCCACCAACGAGGUGAGGAAGGCCCCGAGGAUUUCCCCUGGUGUGGGGAGGCUCGGGGACAGCCGUGGGGUGACGGCCGGUGUGCGGCUCGCAGGUGGCGCUUCCUUACACCAGCAAGAGCUGCAUGCGGGCCGUGCUGGAGUACCUCUACACCGGGCAGUUCAGCUCCAGCCCCGACCUCGACGACAUGAAGCUCAUCAUCCUGGCCAACCGCCUCUGCCUGCCCCACUUGGUGGCUCUCACCGAGCAGUACACCGUCACCGGCCUGAUGGAGGCGGCGCAGAUGAUGGUGGACAUCGAUGGGGACGUGCUCGUGUUCCUGGAGCUGGCACAGUUCCACUGCGCCUACCAGCUCGCCGACUGGUGCCUGCACCACAUCUGCACCAACUACAACAACGUCUGCCGCAAGUUCCCCCGCGACAUGAAGGCCAUGUCGGGAGAGAACCAGGAGUACUUCGAGAAGCACCGCUGGCCGCCGGUGUGGUACCUGAAGGAGGAGGAUCACUACCAGCGGGCGAGGAAGGAGCGGGAGAAGGAAGACUACCUCCAUCUCAAACGGCAGCCCAAGAGGCGGUGGCUCUUCUGGAACGCCUCCUCCUCCCCUUCCUCCUCUCCUUCGUCGUCGGCAGCCACAGCCUCCUCUUCCUCCUCCUCCUCCUCCUCCUCGGCUGUGGUUUGAAAGCCCGUCCUUGCCCUGGCUCCAGGAGACGGAUGGGGAGGAGGAAGAGGAGGGGGAUGAAGGGUGGGAUGACCUGCCCCAGCGCCAGGCGGGUGCCCCCAGCUGGCACCCCGGGGAGACGGAGCGGGGCGCCCCCACGCCGCAGCGCCAGCGCCGCAGGACUGGCCCGGAGCAGCAGGAGAAACCCACGUUUACAGGAGCACAAGGGUUGUCUUGGGUUUUUCUUUUAUUUUUUUUCUUUCUUUUGAACAUCAACCGCAUGAGGAAGAAGAAGAAACCCGUCCCUGUUCCACUUCAGUUUUUAAGCAGAAGCUGCGGGGUCGGGGUGGUUUUGGGGUACGCCGCCUCGCCGCCCCUUGGACUUGCAGUGGGGCGAGGUGGGACCCCGACCCCAAACCCCUCUGGGCUGCACCAGGGCUGAUCCCACAGCAUCCCCAAACCGCUCUGGGCUGCAUCUGGGCUGAUCCCACAAGGUGUCCCCCGCCCCAUUCCCAUGGGGGGGCUGUCCCCGUGCGGGGAGCUAUGGGGAAAAGGAGCCCUCUCCUCCCCGCAUCUCCCCACGGGACCUUGGCCCGCAGCAGCGCAGAGAGCAGACUUCUAUUUUAUUUUUUAAAGAAAAUUUAAAGCAAAAAAUACCGCAAAAAAAAAAAAACACAACACCAAAACCCACCCCCAGAAACCACCCCCGGGCCCUUCGGCUUGGGCUCGGAGCCUGGGAGGCUCCAUUGUAAUAAAUGGUAUUUUAAAAGCCCGGCGUGGUCCCUGUGUGUUUGGGAGGAAGCAGCUGGCGGAGGAGCAUCGCAGGAUCCAACAUCAAAAAAAAAAAAACCCACCCAAACACCCCAAAACCAGGAGGAGCAGGGGCUUCGCAUUGGACUGACCUCGCCUGCUCCACCUGCGUCGCUGUAGGUGCCCAAAAUUGCACAGCGGAUGCCCGGUGGCACCCUUGGGUGGACCCAAGCCUCUGCUCCCAUCCCAGCAGGGGACAGCAGGGAGGACGAAGUGACACCCCUGGGUGCUGCUCUCGUCCCCGCUGGCUUUUUUGUAGCUGCUCCUUUUGGAUGCUCGUCCCCAGCCCCGGGCAUAGGAGCACGGGAGCGGAUGCAGCGGGCGCACGCUCUGCGCUAUCGCGCUUUGCAGCAGGUAGGAUGAGUUUUGUUCCCUUUUUAAAGCGGGUGCUCGCUUGUCCAGCACCAAUCCUGCACGUGGGGUCCUGCGGGAGGUGCCCGGCCUGGAGCUGCCGUGCUGGGACCCCCGGAGCAAAGCGCCCUGCUGCCGCCCCCUUCCCCAUCCCGGCAGCUCCUGCUUUCAGCCACUUGCCUCGAGAAACCACCUGCACACGGAUAAAGCCUUGCGGGGAACUUGGAGGCUGGCGGGCAGCUCUGGGUUGGUUUUUGGGGCGAGCAGAGCCCCUUCCUCACCCAGCACCUCCUCGCCCAGCACCGCAUGGAUUUGCACCGCAGCUACGGCAGCGCGCCGCCCCUGCCUGCGCCGGGGACCCAAAUUUCAGCCUCCUGCUCCUGCCGGUGGGCAGGGUGGAAAAGCAGAGGCCAGGUUUGCUGCUGAGGACUUCCAGUGGCACCAGCAUCGCUGCUGGGGACAUGGGGACUGUUCCCAGCAGGAUGCCACGUGGCAGAGCC